GCUGAUUCGUUCUAUGGUAGAGCACAUGUCGUGCGGUAGUAUGCAGUAAUAUAACGCUUUUUUCUCAUAAAGUAAUGAAGUUCUAACGAAAAACUGCAUAUUUACGUGUUAAAGAAAACGUAUUGUACGUGUUCACUUGAGCGUGCAAUGAAAAGGAAAGAAUAGUAAGUUCUUUUUUAAGAAAUUUUUGUCUAAGAAAAAUGGCUGACCGUGAUAGCGCAUCUGAAAGCGACUCAAGCUCAAUCGACGGAGGACCGAUAAUGAUGCCACCGUCUCCUGUAACUAGAGAACAACUUCAAAAAAGAAUUGAAUCAUUGCAACAGCAUAAUCGAGUUCUUAAAGUUGAGCUUGAAACGUAUAAAUUAAGAGUAAAGGCGUUGCAGGAGGAGAAUCGUGGUCUUCGUCAAGCCUCUGUCAUCAUACAAGCUAAAGCUGAACAGGAAGAAGAAUUUAUAAGUAAUACAUUAUUAAAGAAAAUUCAGGCACUUAAGAAAGAAAAGGAAACAUUAGCACAUCAUUAUGAACAAGAAGAAGAAUGCUUAACAAAUGAUCUGUCAAGAAAGUUGAAUCAAUUGCGUCAAGAGAAAUGUCGUUUGGAACAAACCUUAGAACAAGAGCAAGAAUGUCUCGUAAAUAAACUAAUGAGAAAAAUAGAAAAGCUUGAAGCUGAAACACUUGCUAAACAAAGCAAUUUAGAGCAAUUACGCAGAGAGAAAGUUGAACUUGAAAAUACACUUGAGCAAGAGCAAGAAGCAUUAGUAAACAAAUUGUGGAAAAGAAUGGAUAAAUUAGAGGCAGAGAAACGAAUGCUUCAAAUAAAAUUAGAUCAACCUGUAUCGGAUCCCGCUUCACCGAGAGAAAUUAAUAAUGGUGAUACUGCUACUAGUCUAAGUACACAUAUUCAAACUUUAAGAAGCGAAGUAGCCCGACUAAGACAUACAUUGCUCAUCUCGCAACAAGAACAUACAGAGAAAAUGCAACGAUAUGUAAACGAAGAGAAACAAAUUCGUGAAGAAAACUUGAGACUUCAAAGAAAACUGCAGCUAGAAGUAGAACGUCGCGAAGCUUUAUGUAGACAUCUUUCAGAAUCAGAAUCUAGUUUGGAAAUGGAAGAAGAACGGCACUAUAAUGAAAUCGUGAUGUCCGGUGUAAACAUAAGAAAUCGUACUGUUUCUAGCCCUGUACCGUACAAUCCUUCACCUAGUUCCUCUAGACCAUUAAGUCCAGGUUCAGCGACCAGAGAAGGAUUUAAUACAAAUCGAUGUUAUGCUUGUGGUCAGCAUACUACAGUUCCAUUUGCAAGUUCAUCGCCUCCUUCCACUGCCCAUGUGGUAAUGUCUAAUAGACGCACAUCAGAUAGAUUUGUUAAACCUGCAAUCCCACCAACAAUUGUAAGUCCAACUGGUCCACCAAUCGCUGCAAACGCAACUACAAAUGCAACUGGCGGCUCACCAAUGGAUAUUACUAAAACAUAAGUCAGUUGAAUUUCUCUUAUCAUAAAUAUUUCAUCAUGUAUUCGUAUAAAAUAACACUUUUGUUGAUGCAUUUGUACUAUGUGAUUGUAUAACAUCAUCAAAAGUUAUUUUAGAAUGAAUUUCAGUUUUUAACAUUUUAAUUGUUUUACAUUCAUAGUACAGUGCAUAUAUGUUAAUUAUAAAAAUAUCCAUAAAAAAAUGAAUAUGCUAUAAAUUGCUCUGUACUUCAUAUCAAAUCGCUUAAAUAUUUCUCGUAACAUGAUACAAAGCAGUAUUUACGAAAAAAAGUAAAUAAUCACUUAUAAAUAUUUGAUCUGCUUUAAAAUAAUCUAACAAAAUAAAAGUUAAGGAAGGGAGAGAUAUUAUUAUAAUCUCGCUCUUCUAAUUUCCUUUAUAUUUCAUUGUUGUUAUGACAAGCUUAAUGCAUUUUUUUCGAUGUUUAAAUAUAGUACGAAAAAAGUUUAUCGUUAAUUUAAGUACUUAGGUGGUAAGAAAACAUAUUUUUAUAAUGGUUACUAUGUAACUUAUUUAAAUUUAAAUAUUUUCUUUUUGUUUUAAUGUUAAUUCUUGAAACGGAACUAUAUAGCAUAAUACGAAAACAUAAUAAUUUUGUAUGAAUAAUGUUUAUAACGAAAUUAGGAGAGCGAGAAUUAAUUAAAAAAUUAAUAUGCCUUGAAGAUAAAUACGCAACUGUGGUUAAAAAAGAACUGUCAACGGAAAAUGAAAUAAAAACUUUAAGCUAUCCUAAAUUAUUAUAAAUUUUUCAUAGAAUGUUCGUUAUAUUACAACAUUGUUAAAUGCUGUUGAUUUAAUUUUUUUUUUUCUUUUCUUUUAUAUACAAUCACAUAACUUCAGUAUUUUACAUAUUAACUUACACAAACUGUGUUUGAAAUUAAUACUACAUUGAAGAUAACAUUUACAUGACACAUUAUUGCAUUUACUUAUGGAUAUGUUAAAACGUUUGAGAAGAUAAUUGAUAUCUGUAAUAUUCUCUUUGAAAUGUUUCAAAUACCUUUCUGUUUGUAUUAUCAAUGUUACAAGCAUCGUAUUUGUUUAACUUGACUUGUUGAACAUACCACUAUGUGAUAUGCAUAUUGCUUGUUUGAUUUUACUGGUUUUUGAAAAUGUUUUGUUUAAAAAUUAAGUUAAUAUGUUUUUUUUUUAUUUACAAUUUCAUUAACUGUCUUAUAACAUAUGUCAUGUAUAAAAUAUUUUCAAUCAAUGUUUAUCUGAAUGUGAUAAAGUAAGCACAAAAUUGUGCUGUAAUAAUAUAAUAAUUCGAACAUUUAUUAAUUACUAUUGGUGCUUAAAACUAUUAAAAUCGUGAAAUGAUUCAAUUUGUUAUUAAAAAAUAUGUUGUGAACAACGUGUUUAUUCCUUAUUUAGUAAUUCAACAUUUAAGUUAUAAAGAAAAUUAAAUUUUUGCAUUAUUGAAAUUUCCCAUGAUACCAAUUUAUAUAUAUAACAUUUAGAUAUGUGUCACCAUCUUAAAUCAUAAAGUCACUAAAAAGAAUAAAAAUUAAUGAAACAUGAAAACUAAAUUAAAACAGUAAGGAUAUUGAUGAAAUAAUAAAUAUUUCCCUAAAACAAUUAACGGAAGAAACUAUAAAUUCUUUUAUGGGUUCUAUGAAAUAGAUGUUUCAUAAAUACUCUAAAAAAUAGAUAAAUAAUAUAUUGUUUGCUACGUUAUAUGAAAUAUAAGUGUAUUAAUUGUCAUACAUACAGAAAUUUUGUUAAAAUCUAGGUUAAAAUUUAGAAUUAUUACUUAUCAGUAAUUAUGCAAAUAUAUUUCAUUAUUAUAUAUUAUGUACUUUACUCAAGCUUUUACGAAAUACAGUCACUUUUUUGCUAUUA
This is a messenger RNA of Osmia bicornis bicornis, 3329 nucleotides long. Its product is annotated as coiled-coil domain-containing protein 6. NCBI's taxonomy places the organism in Eukaryota, Metazoa, Arthropoda, Insecta, Hymenoptera, Megachilidae. The record is from RefSeq and is a predicted model, not a curated record. The coding region runs from base 201 to 1475 and encodes 424 amino acids. The transcript has 6 exons.